This is a messenger RNA of Strongylocentrotus purpuratus (purple sea urchin), 1349 nucleotides long. RefSeq lists its product as uncharacterized. Lineage: Eukaryota; Metazoa; Echinodermata; Echinoidea; Camarodonta; Strongylocentrotidae. The record is from RefSeq and is a predicted model, not a curated record. The transcript has 4 exons. The coding region runs from base 244 to 792 and encodes 182 amino acids.
GCAAGAGGGCAAUGUUCACAACUCACGAAACCGACUAAUGGUCGAGUCGUCGGGUAUCGGUUAGCCGUCGGGAGUAUCGUGACAUUUAGCUGCUUCCUUUCCUUCGAGCUUAUUGGACCUACCAGCAUACGGUGUAUUGGAUCUGUAAAUGGAAGCGGCAAACCACCAGACUGGAGUGAGCCUGUUCCUACUUGUGUCUUGAAGAGUAAAGCAACUGCUACAAAGCGAACUACGAAUGCAUCCAUGAUUUCCGCUGCCGCCACCAUGGAAUACUCUACGACAAUUGGAUCUACGUAUGCAUCAGAUAAAAAGGAAAAUGAAGAUAAUCACUGGAUCAUCAUCAAGGUAGGAUCUGGACUGGCUGGACUAUGCCUCAUCAUAAUUUUAAUCUGUGCUGUCGUGAAAUAUGUGAGACGGAAACGAAGAGACGACUUGACAGCCAGAGACAGCGCAUGGACCCAACCAAAGAACCUAGGACAAAGAAUCAAUGUACCCUCAACUCUGCCUCUCACUGGCCUGAGCUCCACUGAGGUACGUGGGGAAUGUGCAAGCAAUGUAUUCUUCUCGCGUAAAUCGAGAGGAAAACUCCCUGACCCGGGGCAUCAAGGGACAGUAUCACCAGGCAUGGAAGGCCACACCUACGGAAACAUCAACACGCCAUGUUCACAGUCAACGGGAAAGAGAUUGGCGUCACAUCCUAUCAACUCUCAUCGACAUAGCAGAAAUAUCCCUCAAGCAGAGGAAAAUUAUGUUAACUAUGUUCCGAAGAGAGGACGAAUUAACAUGAAAUGAAUAAAAAAAACUGAGGACAAAGAAUCAAAUAACACUCGCAUAUAUGGCGUUAUUACUACUACGUAAUACGCGGUGAAUGAUUGAUCAAUUGAUACUUCUCGCGUAAAUCGGGAAGAACGCUCCCUGACUCGGCGCAUCAAGGGACAGUAUCAUCAGGCAUUGAAGGCCACACCUACGGCAACAUCAACACGCCGAUUGAAAGAGAUUGAAAUCACACCCUAUCAAGUCUCAUCGACAUAGCAGAAAUAUCUCUUAAGCAGAGGAAAAUAAUGUUAACUAUGUGCCGAAGAGAGAACGAAUUAACAUGAAAUGAGAAAAGAACUUAGGACAAAGAAUCAAAGUUCCCUCGCAUUUCUUUGGCAUUAUUAAUAUUACGUACUACGUGAUGAAUACUUGAUCAAUUGAUACUUCUCGCGUCCACUGGUUGGAACGUUCCCCGACUCGGCGCAUUAAGGAACAGUAUCAUCAAGCUUUGGAGACAACACCUACGGCAACAUGAAGAUGCUGCGUUUGAAGUCAACGUGGAAGAGCUCGCCGUUCCACCCUUUCAAACCACA